AUGAAGGACUCGAUCCCAGCCAACAAUCUGCUUCAUACAUUCCCCGAAGGCGAUGUCGCGCGAUCGCUGCAGAUUCCGGCGCCAUCGCUGGAGCUGGACUUCCGCAUGAGCAUCAAGUUGAACCCCAAGGUUACAGUCGGCCAGAGUAUCUGGGGUCAGCGGGAUUGGGUUUCGUUUGUGGGUGGACAGUGGGCUGGCCGGUGGGGCAAGGGAAUUGUUCUGCCCGGUGGCCAGGACACUCAGGUCGUGACUAAAGACGCGACUACCAACCUUCGCGCAAGCUACAUGCUUCAGACCGCAGAUGAGCCGCCUGCGUUCAUCAUCGUGCGGACAGAAGGCUGGCUGACCGGCGCCAAGGAUGUCUUGGAGAAGGUCAACGACCCUGGGAUGGCGGAUGGUGUCAAUCCCAGCACCUACAAAUACCGCAUCAACCUGUCGAUGGAGACUGGUGAUGAGCGAUACACAUUCCUAAACACCUUGAUGUGGAUAGGCAGCGGCUGCCGCCGAGGCCAGGAACGUGAGUUGAUAUCCCCAUCCUUUUGGUUAUGUUUAUGA
Molecule: messenger RNA, 555 nt
Organism: Penicillium riverlandense
Lineage: Eukaryota; Fungi; Ascomycota; Eurotiomycetes; Eurotiales; Aspergillaceae
Product: DUF3237 domain-containing protein
Exons: 2
Coding region: 1-555 (184 amino acids)
Source: RefSeq, a predicted model, not a curated record